AUGAAGACGUUUGGAAUGUUAUUUUGUGUGUCUUUGAUAUGCUUAUCAUUAUUAACUUCAACUCAUGCAGCGUCACCGCCGGCAGGAUAUACAAGAACUAAUCUGAUUUGUAUGGGCAAGGCAGUGUUUUGCAAUCCAAAGGCUAAUAGUGCUUUGACAUGUAUUACUGAAGAUCGUACAGGACAUAUUGGUGGAGUUUGGAAAGGAGGUUCAAAAAAAUGGGCAGAAAGUGGUUGUCCGGCUAAUACUCGUUCGGGCACUUACAAUGCAGCUCUUCAACGAGUUGGAAAAUAA
Adineta ricciae is the source of this 294-nucleotide messenger RNA. The record is from the annotation of a GenBank genome assembly. NCBI's taxonomy places the organism in Eukaryota, Metazoa, Rotifera, Eurotatoria, Adinetida, Adinetidae.